Paecilomyces variotii is the source of this 1924-nucleotide messenger RNA. RefSeq names its product putative glucan 1,3-beta-glucosidase precursor. The record is from RefSeq and is a predicted model, not a curated record. Bases 114 to 1706 code for a protein of 530 amino acids. NCBI's taxonomy places the organism in Eukaryota, Fungi, Ascomycota, Eurotiomycetes, Eurotiales, Thermoascaceae. Gene Ontology annotation, biological process: glucan catabolic process. The transcript is spliced from 3 exons. Gene Ontology annotation, cellular component: cell surface; extracellular region. Gene Ontology annotation, molecular function: glucan endo-1,6-beta-glucosidase activity.
CCUCUCCUUACAGAGUAUAGCAGAGAUUUUCCAGACCCCACUUGAGCCUGUACUCGAUAUACUUCCUGGGUUGCCGCUGUUGUGCACGGCAGGACGAUACGAUCUCAUUCUCUAUGAUCACUCCAUAUACGCUUGACGACCGUCUGUUAACGGUUAAUACAAAAACCGUGAUGUCGUCAUCAGCAGGUCCCGUGCCGCCAACUGAGAAGGACAUAUUUCGAUAUCGAUACCAACAUGGAACCAACCUCGGCGCCAUUUUUGUACUGGAAAAAUGGUUGAAAGGCUCUAUGUACGAAAAGGGAGCAGAAGGAUCAAGCGAAUUGGCAGCCAUCAAGAGCUCCCUCAAAGCUUCGGGGCUCGAGGCUACCAGAGCAAAGUGGGAGAAACACUGGCGCACGGCAUUGACGGAUGAAGACUUUCAAUGGCUCAAGAAUGUCGCACAUUGCAAUUGCAUACGGUUGCCUAUAGGCUACUUCACACUCGGACCGGCUUUCUGUAAAGGCACGGCUUUCGAUGGAGAGCCCGCGAAAGUCUACGUCAAUGCCUGGAGCAUUGCCAAGGAGCUGAUUGAAAGAUGCCACCAUGAGGGUAUCGGGAUCCUCGUCGAUAUGCAUUGCCUUCCCGGGGGCGCCAACGGCGACGCGCACAGUGGCACCGACAACGGCAAGGCUGAGCUUUGGAAAAGUUCAAAGAAUCUCUCCAGAGCCAAGGACUGCAUCAGUUUUCUCCUGCAGGACAUAGCCCGUCAUGGAAUGCCCGGCGUUAUUGGACUCCAGGUAUGCAACGAGGCCCAGUGGAACGCUUCAGGGAUGUACCAGUGGUAUGACGACGUUCUGGCCAUCGCCAGCUCCGUGGACCCGUCAUUGCCUAUCUACAUCAGCGACGCGUGGAAUCUCACAGCUUGUCUCGACUAUGCGGCGAAGAAAAAUAGAGUUGAUACUCGCACUCCUGUUAACCCUGUGAUCAUCGACACGCACAAGUAUUACACGUUUACGGAGUCUGAUAGAUCGAAGUCGCCGCAAGAGAUCAUCUCUCGGAUUCCCAAAGAACUUGAGGAGCUGAGGAACCGCCAAGGCAGUAUUUCCGAUCACAAGACCGCGGUGGCAGUUUACGUCGGAGAGUAUAGUUGUGUGUUGGACGGACGCACAUGGAAUCGUGUCGACCCUUCCCAACGACCAGAACUGACCAAAACUUUUGGCAACGCACAGACUAAGGUGUGGACAUCGAAGGCCUCCGGCAGUGCGUUCUGGACCUUCAAGAUGGACUGGAUGGAUGGCGGCGACUGGGGUUUCAAGGAACAAGUGAAAAAAGGCGCCAUCCCACCGCCACGCUGGACCACAAUUCCACAGGCAGAAGUGUUGGCCAAGGUGAAAGAGGCAGAAGCACAGCGCUCCUAUUUCAGGAAUCAUUCACUAGCAGAACAUACGCGCUUUUGGGACUCCUCAGCGCCAGGAGUCCACUUCGAGCACUGGCGCUAUGCAUACGGCUGGGACCUUGGAUUCAGCGAUGCGAUGAACUUCUUCUGCGCUAGGGCUCACGGUGUAAUACCAGGAGAAGGCGAUGGCGGUGACAUGAUUGGCGCCAGAGAGCUGUGGUUAAAGAAGCGCAUGCUCGAAACUAAUCAGUUCGGUUUGAACUUUGGUUGGAUAUGGGAAGUUGGAUUCAGACGAGGUGCGAGAGAUUUUUACAGGUUUAUGGGUGUAUAAGGACAGAGGAUAGUCAUACGAUCGACAGACGAUAGACGAAUACCUCUCGUCAAACUCUCCCCUUAUGUUUUCCAUUUUGACGGCGAUUAUUAUUACCCCGGUUGCUUUUAUGUGUCGUCCCUACCUCGCUAGAGGGUCUGGGCUUGCUGAGAUAAGAUCAAAUUGGCAAGUAGUUAACUAAAUAUAGAUUAUUUCCUUCUAACUUUACAAUAUAAUCG